GGCUAGGAAUUCAAUUUCAAUAUGAAACUAUUGCAUUCAAAUUUUGUUAACAAUAUCCCAAAAAACAAAACUAUAAGAGGGGGCAAGAGGGCAAAAAGAGUGGAGAAAAAUUGUGCAAUGGGUAAUUAAUUUGCAAAAUAAUGCAAAGAGCCUGCUCUAAAAAGUUCCUAAUCCUACAAACAAAAACACCACUCCUUCAAAAAUCUGCCACCAUUCACAACGCCAGCAAUUUUCAGCCAUGUCCCACAAUCGCCGAUCAAGAUCCAUGGACCAGCCUCCGAGCCGCUUUAGCCGAAGCCUUUCAGGCGAAGCCAAAUGGCUACGCUCUGGUUCAACUGGUUCGAGCCUGCACGAGCCAGGCCUGCGAUUUCUGCGGCCACCAGCUCCACAGCUACAUUUUACGAUCUGGGUUUGCCUCUGAUGUCUUCGUGGGCACAGCAAUGAUCAGUUUCUACACAAAAACCGAGUCAUUGGAUAAUGCCCGUAAGGUGUUCGAUGAAAUGCCUCAACCAAGUUUGGUUUCUUGGAACUCUUUGAUUUCUGGGCAUGUGCAAUGCGGGCAGUUCCGCAAGGCUUUGUCUCUGUUUAUUCAGCUUGAUGGGUCUGAAAAUCUUGUGGACGCUUAUUCUUUGUCUGCAGUUUUGGGUGCCUCUGGUCACCUGGGUUGGCUGCCAAUGGGACAGUCGAUUCACUCAAAAGUUGUAAAACUUGGUGUGGAAGAGAAUACCUUUGUUGCUAAUUGUUUGAUUGACAUGUAUGGCAAAUGCGAGUCUUUUGAAGAGGCAGUUAAAGUAUUCAAUGGUAUGGUUGGUAAGGAUACUAUUUCAUGGAAUUCUGUUAUUGCAGCCUGUGCUAGAAGUGGGAGGUUAGAAGAGGCGUCGAGAUAUUUGCGACAGAUGCCUCGACCCGAUACUAUUUCGUACAACGAACUGAUAAAUGGUUGUGCUCAAUUUGGAGAAAUUGAAGAUGCUGUGGAAAUUUUGUCAAAGAUGGAAAGCCCCAACUCUUCUUCUUGGAAUGCUGUGAUAACAGGGUAUGUUGAUAGAGAUGAGGCGUGGAAAGCUUUGAGUUUCUUCUUUAGAAUGCACUCAUGUGAUGUCGGGAUGGAUCAGUUCACAUUUUCAAGCGUUUUAAGUGGCGUUGCAGGGCUAUCAACUUUGACGUGGGGUUUGUUGAUUCACUGUUGUACAAUUAAAUGUGGCUUGGAUACAUCGACUGUCGUUGGUAGUGCCUUGAUCGAUAUGUACUCAAAAUGUGGGCAAGUGAACUAUGCUGAAUUGAUAUUUCAGCCAUUGCCCAAGAAGAACUUGGUAUGUUGGAACGCGAUGAUCUCGGGCUUGGCUCACAAUGGCAAGACAGUGGAAGUGGUCCAUCUUUUUGAGAAGCUAAAGACAGUGAAGGACGAAGAACCUGAUAGCAUCACAUUUCUUAACGUUCUACUUUCGUGUUCGAAUAACCAAGUUCCAUUAGAGACCUCAAUGCAGUACUUCAGAUCAAUGAUGGAGGAUUAUGGCAUCAAACCAACCAUUGAGCACUGUUGUACUAUGAUCAGACUAAUGGGACAGAGAGGGGAUGUAUAUGCAGGUAAGAGGCUGAUACACGAAAUGGGGUUCAGUUCGAGCGGGUCGGUCUGGAGAGCUCUUCUGGGUGCUUGUGGCACUUGUAGGGAUUUAAAACUAGCAAAGGUAGCGGCUGCAAAGGUAAUCGAAUUGGGGGCUGCUGAUGAUUAUGUACAUGUUACGAUAUCUAACAUAUUAGCAUCUCAUGGAAAAUGGAGAGAUGUGAGAGAAGUUAGAGAGCUGAUGAGGAAGAAAGGGGUCAGAAAAGAAACUGGGUAUAGCUGGUUGAUUGGGAUGGAAAACUAAAUUUCUUUGCCAAACCAUGUAUGUCGAAUUUGACGAAUUGGAAGCUAAUUUGGAAACAAGUUUGCAGAUUUUGAAUGUACUGACUAAGAUCA
Messenger RNA from Momordica charantia (bitter melon), 1957 nucleotides. RefSeq names its product Pentatricopeptide repeat (PPR) superfamily protein. Gene Ontology annotation, molecular function: protein binding; RNA binding. Gene Ontology annotation, biological process: RNA modification. The record is from RefSeq and is a predicted model, not a curated record. Lineage: Eukaryota; Viridiplantae; Streptophyta; Magnoliopsida; Cucurbitales; Cucurbitaceae.